Messenger RNA from Mya arenaria, 2033 nucleotides. Its product is annotated as 4-aminobutyrate aminotransferase, mitochondrial-like. Bases 115 to 1653 code for a protein of 512 amino acids. The record is from RefSeq and is a predicted model, not a curated record. Gene Ontology annotation, biological process: GABA catabolic process. Lineage: Eukaryota; Metazoa; Mollusca; Bivalvia; Myida; Myidae. Gene Ontology annotation, cellular component: mitochondrion. The transcript has 13 exons. Gene Ontology annotation, molecular function: pyridoxal phosphate binding.
GAUUUCUUUUAAAUAGGUGAUGAGAGCCUCAUAAAACGUUGUACGCAAACUGGAGCUUCGACCUUGAACAUCCAUAAUAUUUGUACAGCUGUUAUCUCAACACAGCUGGGUAAAAUGGCUGCAGCAACGACGAGGCGACUGUGUGCAACAUCGAGGAUAUUGAACUCACCAUUUUGGACAUGUAAGUCCCGUCGGACACCAGAUGAGCGCUGCCUAUGGACCAGUGUCCCUAAACAGAGCCCAAUAGGGUCCGAGCCCGAACCCGAGAGCCCACGAAUGAAAACUGAGGUCCCGGGCCCAACCUCUCAACAUCUGCUGAAGGAACUAGAUAAAAUACAGAAUGUUGGGUCAGUACAUUUUUUCUGCGACUACGAAAAAAGCAAGGGCAAUUACGUGGUUGACGUUGACGGCAACGUCAUGUUGGACCUCUUUACGCAGAUUUCAUCACUCCCGCUAGGGUACAAUCAUCCCGCCAUGAUUGCAGCAGCCACGGACCCGGCAAACCUGGCGACGUUUGUGAACCGGCCCGCUCUAGGCGUGUACCCGCCAGCGGAUUGGGUGGCCCGUCUCCAAGGCGCUCUUAUAGAUAUUGCCCCUCCCGGUUUCCGGCACGUGCAGACGAUGGCGUGCGGCGCGUGCUCCGUCGAACACGGCAUGAAGGCCAUGUUUAUCAAGUAUAUGAGUGACCGGCGCGGUGGUGCCCCCUUCACCAAGGAGGAAAUGGAUACGUCAUUAAGGAACCAGCAGCCCGGGGCCCCUAAUCUGUCGGUCCUCUCGUUUGAUAACGCCUUCCAUGGCAGAACCAUGGGUUGCCUUGGUUUGACGCACACCAAGUGGAUUCACAAGAUCGACUUCCCCGCCCCUGAUUGGCCGAUCGCCCGAUUCCCCGUUCUUCAAUACCCGCUCGAGGACUUUGUGGAAGAAAAUAUCGCCGAAGAGAAGAUGUGCCUGGAAAUGGUGGAGGACUUAAUCGAGAAGUGGGGAAGGAAGGGGAUGCCUGUAGCAGGAGUGGCGGUGGAGCCCAUCCAGGGAGAAGGCGGCGACAACAUGGCGUCGCAGGAUUUCUUCCAGGGCCUCCGGGAUAUUACCAAUCAGAGAGGUAUCGGCCUGUUAAUGGAUGAGGUUCAGACCGGAUGUGGUGCCACGGGGACGUUCUGGGCGCAUGAGCAGUUCAACUUGACCGACACACCAGAUGUGGUAACCUUCAGCAAGAAAAUGCUUACCGGAGGGUUCUUCCAUAAGGACUCGUUUAAACCGAAAGAGGGUUACCGUAUUUUCAAUACGUGGGUGGGGGACCCCGCCAAGGUGUCGUUGCUAGAGGCGGUAGUCAAGGUCAUCCAGACUGACGGACUGCUGGACCAGGUCAGGAUCACGGGGACGCAUCUUCUCAACGGACUGAAAAACAUGCAGGAGAAGUACCCGGGGGUGUUAAGCAAGGCACGAGGGUUGGGAACUCACUGUGCGAUCGACUUUAAUGAGGCCGCGAUUCGGGACAAGGUCAUGGCCAGACUGAGGGAGAAAGGCGUCCACACUGGUGGUUCUGGCGUCUCGACACUACGUUUCCGACCCGCCCUUAUCCUGCAGACGAAACACGUAGACAUUUUCUUGGACCGAGUUGACUCAAUUUUGUCAAAAUUAGACAAGACGGCCUGAAUAGAACUGGUGGCUGAGUUGCCGGACAAUUCAAUUGAUCAAAAUUUUAAGAUUAAGGAUACGAGUUUACAUAUUACAUUACCCUGUGUUGAAGAAUCAUGUAAUGUAAUAGACUGUUGAACGAUUUCAAUAAACUUGAUGCUAUUUACUUAUUAACCACUUGAAACACCCUCACAGUAAUAUUGGUCAGUUCAAGAAAAACAAGAGAUAAAAUCAAUUAAGAGUACCAUGCAGUAUUGUAUUGAUUCAUUGACUAGUUCAAUUUCUAGUGAUUUCAUGAACUGAUACGCCUUUCUUCGAAAUGAUUCGCAUUUCCUUACACUGAUUACUUCAAGAGAUAACAUUCUGUAUAUAAUAACAUCAAUAAAUGAUUAAACCCA